Molecule: messenger RNA, 6211 nt
Organism: Equus quagga
Lineage: Eukaryota; Metazoa; Chordata; Mammalia; Perissodactyla; Equidae
Gene: FAM169A
Product: family with sequence similarity 169 member A
Exons: 15
Coding region: 762-2774 (670 amino acids)
Source: RefSeq, a predicted model, not a curated record
AUGCAAUACUGUUCCUGAAUGCAUUUAUUAAACCACGGCAUACAUUACUUUUAAGAAAUCUACCAUGCUCUAAAUACAUGAGAGCCUAUCUUCCGUGGGGGGCAAUCAACCGGAGGGCCCCGGGCGCUAGGGCGGAGGAGGUGAGUGGGGCGGGGACCGGGAGGCAGGGAGGGCGGAGCCGCGGCCCGGGGUCCGGGUCAGUUUGCGUGUGCUGGGCUCGAAAGAGGAAAGGUCGGCGCCGGGGGUGCCUUGUUAUCUCAACAUGGAAGCGCUGCCUCCCGGGCUCAUCCAGAUUGUGCACGGAGCUCCCGACUUCCCUUGCCGUUGCAUCCUCCUAGGUGGCAGGGGCUGUAGGAGGGUCCUCGCCCGCGCCCUCCGCGUCCCCGCCCCCAGGCCGGGAUGGCCUCGCCCACGCUGGGUGAAGUCCCGGAGGCCCGCCCCGCGAGGGGGAGGACUCCGCGGGGGUGGGCGCACGCGAGUCUGCGAAUGUCGAUAUUAAAGGAAUACGCAAAUUCGGCGGCGUGGUCCCCGCAGCUCGCCCGCACCUAUUUUUAAUAUCUAAGCCAAGAGUGGAGCUCAUAGAAGGACCUCCUUGUAUGUUACGUGCAGCAGUCUCUUCAGUCUGGCAUGUGGUCACGUCUGUGUGAAUGUGACGUGCUGCUGUUACUGAUUGAGGAUAAUUUCUAGUUCCUUCAUCUUCCUUCACAUACUAACAGUCGUGUUCCACCUGCCUUUGGUCUGCAGUGGUGUUGUCCCAGAGGAUGGCCUUCCCUGUGGACGUGCUGGAUACUUGCAGUCACGAGGACCUGGAAAAUUCCGCUGAGGAUUACAUGUCCGAUCUCAGGUGUGGGGACCCUGAGAACCCUGAGUGCUUCUCUCUUCUCAAUGUUACGAUCCCUAUUAGCCUGUCAAAUGUAGGCUUUGUACCUCUUUAUGGUGGAGAUCAGACCCAGAAAAUUCUUGCUCUUUUUGCACCUGAGGACUCGCUCACAGCUGUGGCGCUUUACCUUGCUGAUCAGUGGUGGGCUAUUGAUGAUAUUGUGAAAACAUCUGUCCCUUCUAGGGAGGGGCUUAAGCAGGUGAGAACUCUUGGGGAGAGAGUGGUUCUAUAUGUUCUGAAUCGAAUUAUUUAUAGAAAACAGGAAAUGGAGAGAAAUGAGAUCCCAUUCCUGUGUCAUAGCAGUACUGAUUAUGCUAAGAUUCUGUGGAAGAAAGGAGAGGCCAUUGGGUUUUAUUCAGUUAAGCCUACAGGAAGCAUAUGUGCCUCAUUUCUUACCCAAAGCUACCAACUGCCAGUUCUUGAUACAAUGUUUGUACGAAAGAAAUAUCGAGGCAAGGAUUUUGGGCUUCAUAUGCUGGAGGACUUUGUUGAUUCCUUUACAGAAGAUGCUCUUGGCCUGCGGUAUCCACUGUCUUCUCUCAUGUACACAGCUUGCAAGCAGUAUUUUGAAAAGUAUCCAGGAGACCAUGAGCUCCUUUGGGAAGUUGAAGGUGUGGGACACUGGUACCAGCGAAUGCCAGUCACCAGAGCGUUGCAGAGAGAAACACUUAAAAUUACAGCAGUUUCUCAAAAUGAAGCUAAAAGACCUGUGUCUGGAGAAUAUGGUCUUGCGUCUGUUCCAGAAUAUGAAGCAGGAACUGAAGACAAUCAGCCUAGUGAGAUGCAGCUAACGAUUGAUUCUCUAAAAGAUGCCUUUGCAAGCACUUCUGAAGGUCAUGAUAAAACACCUGUUUCCACUCGUACUCGGAGUAGUCAGCUAAAGCGGCCAAAGAUUGGAAAGCGUUUUCAGGAUUCUGAGUUUAGUAAUUCUCAAGGGGAAGAUGAAAAGACUCCCCAGACCUCACCUACAGCUUCAGUAAACAAAUUGGAGUCCACGGCACGCACCUCAGAGAGCUCAGAGGAAUUCCUGGAAGAAGAACCUGAACAGAGUGCGAUCGAGUUUGAGGAUGAAGGUAGCGAUAAAGAGGCACGGCCCAUGCCGGAAACCCAGCCUACCCCGGACAAGCAGGACGGUGAAAAGGAGUCUGAACUAGAGCCUGUGAAUGGUGAGAUAGUGGAUGAUACGCUUAAGACCUCGCUGACAACUGAAGAGGAGGACUCCGCUAGUGAGGUUUUAGAUGAAGAAUUGAAACUGCAGUCUUUCGAUUCCGGUGAGGACUCUGCUACUCUUGUUCCGCUGGUGGUGGAAUCUUCCAAACCCUCUGAGGCUGUUGCCCAGGAGAAGACCUCACAUAUAACUGACUCAGAAAUGUUGCUAGAGGAAGGCCCAGCUGAUGAAAAGGGGCACCCCGAAGAGAAACUGCCACUAGUUUCAAGAAAGAAAGCGCACUUUGGGAGUUCAGACAGUGUUGCUGCUAUCCCAAAUGAGGAGCGGUCUGACAGUGGUUUUCCAAACUCUGUGAUGACUGAGUUUUCUGAGGAAUCCAUCUCUGAAAAUCUGUCCCCCAACACCACUUCCUCACUGGAAGACCAGGGCGAGGAGGCGGCUCCCGAGCCCCAGGAGCCGGUGGCGGCCCUCCAGCAGAGUUCUCUGAUAGAGGUCGAACUCGAAGACGUGCCCUUUUCACAGAACGCGGGACAGAAGAACCAGUCGGAGGAGCAGUCGGAGGCGUCUUCGGAGCAGCUGGAUCAGUUUACACAAUCAACUGAGAAGACUGUGGACAGCAGCUCAGAGGAGAUCGAGGUGGAGGUGCCCGUGGUGGACAGGCGGAGUUUGAGAAGAAAGGCCAAGGGGCACAAAGGGCCUGGUAAGAAGAAAGCCAAGCUGACCUAAGUGAAGGCGUGCAGAGCAUGAAGCCUCUUCCUUGUAACAUAGUGGUGGUUUUUAACUAUGAUCCUUAAUAAAUAGCAUGGGGCACAGGACAAAAAUUCCAGAAUUUCAAUUGGGACUUAGGAUGCCGUUUUUCCCUCCCCACUAGGACCCUAGGAUUCACCAUUCUUCUUAAUUUUUCAGCUAUUUUGUGUAAAUACAAUUUUUUAUUUUUAUUAACCAUGUUUCAAUUUUGGGAAACCAGAUCAUACUAUUUUUUCUUUAGCAGUUGGAGACAUCUGACCGUUAAUAUUUCAGAAAAUAUAAAUUAAAAAACUGAAAGUAGUAGGCUUUUUAUUACUUGUAAGGAUCACAGAAAUCUUUUAUACUAAGGGUUUUAAUAGUAAACUUGGUGAAGGUUCUAGAAGUUUUAUCUCAAAUAUCAAAACUAAUCACCAUUUUUUAAAAUGUAGGCAUGCCUAAACAAAAAUGUCAGUAAAUUAGAAUAAAUAUAACUUCAACUAAGUGAGAGCACAAAUACAGAAAUUUGUGGUCAAAGGUUUGUGAAGGUUUUGGCCUCUUAAUUCUUAGUUGUGUAGAGGCAAUUUCUUCCUUUGACUUCAGUGUCUGUGAAAAGGUACAAAAUCUGUGUCCAGCUCACUCUUUGUAGCAUCUGAUGCCAACAGCACUGCUAGGGAUUUCCUGUGGGCCUCUGGGCACUAGCGUAAGCCUUCGAAGUUCCACCUGGAGCGGGGACUGUGCUUUCCUCCUCACCCGUUAGCGUGUGUACUUCAGGAGCGUGAGAACCCUUCCUCUGGCGUCUCCUGACCCUGCCACUGCCUUUAGUCCAGAAUCUUACUGACAACCCCCUCAGCCGCCAUCCACUUCACUGGCCCGUGGACUGACUCCUGUCCAAAGACCUGCCUGGCAGCUUGGGCCCUUGGCAUCCGUUUCUGGGCAGGUAUGCGCUGCGCCCCAGCCUUGGGCCUUGGCGGCAGGAAUAGAGCUGCCCUGGGAACUGCGGUUGUCCCUGGGGCCUUGCUCACUCUGGACCUGUUCUGUGACGACAGGUUAAAAGCCAGCCUGUGUGUGGACAUGGUGUUGCCAUAGCAAAGGCCUCUGCGUAGGAAAACAAAAGAAAAACCUCUUGGUUGUUAAUUUUUGUAUAGUAAUUUAUUGAAAAAUGGAUUGGUGGUUCUUAGACUCCAAAGAGAAUCUUCAAACAAUCCUACUCUUUGGAAGUAUUCUGUUCUCUCAAAUUUGCUCUUAAGUUGGAGAAUGCUUUGAGACCUUUUCGGUUGUUCUUCAAACAGCUUGGUCCCUACAUGAGGAAAACAUGUUCUGCCUGGUCCCUGUCGGAGGCGCUGAGGAUGAGUGCCGCAGGUUUAUUCACCCUGCAGUCGGGGGAUGCCAUCAAAUCUUAUUUUGGGAUGUUGGUAUUUUAGAAAGAUCUACUAAGUUGAAUUGAAAAUCUCUAAGCUAGCUCGCGAACCCUCCUAUUUAUGUAAAAUUUUGAAUACUUGUAUCUCCUACAUUUUCUUUAAUUAUUGGUCAGAGGUAAGCCAGAUUAUUUCACUGUAAAUGGAAAUUAAAGCACUUUGGCCAUUUGUCUUCUCAACAAAUACUAAUUAAGUGAAAGAAUAAGUAUGACUAAUACUAGCGUAUCUAUCAGACAUUUAGGCUGUUUUAUACAUUUGUGAGAAACUUUUGUUAGUACCACAAUUAGGGGAAUGUUAAGAUUUAGUAAAUUCUUAACCUUUCCAUUUUUAAUUUCUUAAAAUAGAUUUAAAAACCUAACACUUAGGUAUUUUACUUUUUUACUUGGAUUGUUUAUUGUUGUCUUUAAAAUAUUUUCUUUAAAAAGGUGUAGUUUAAGAAGAUAGAGCUCUGACAACUCUUGAUGUGAGUGGUCACUGACUUGACAAAAAAGUUUAUUCAUAUAUGAUCACUGGGGACUAACAGGAUAAGCUUGGUAAACUGGGUUUAUUCUUAAACACUAAGUGCAUUUUAAGCAAUUUCAAAACUUUUCAGCAUACAAGAAAAUUUUGUUACAUAUUCUGACAGAAAAUGUUAUUUUGGGAAUUAUAGAUGGUAGAUAAGGAAAAGUUAGGUCAUGUGAAAAAACCUAACUUCCAUGUUCAGUAAAUGAGUUCUAUACCCAGUGAGUAUAGAAUUUAUAACAAAACUUAUCCUCCAUAAGGAAUCUAAAUAAAACUUAAUCAGAUACUUGUCAUUUUUGCAAGGCGUUAGAAAAACUUUCAAAAUUAGAAGACUGAAAUCUGAUUUCACCCAGCUCAUCUAGUCGUUGUGUCCAGUCACAUUGUAUAGUCCUUUGUGAACUGCUUUUUUGCUUAGAAGUCUUACUUGUGGAGAAGGGAGUUCAGUUUGUGUAAAUACUUAUAUAUUUCCUUGUGUAAUAUAAAGCAGUAAUUAGCAAAAUGUUACUUCUACUUUCAAGUUUAAAUUAUUCAAUUGCUAGACAUCACAGAAAUAUAUUUAAGACUUUAUUAUAAAUCUCCUCUAUAACUUGUAAAGGUGAGAGGGUCUCUUAUGAUUUUUUAUAAAAUCAAAUAGCGUGACAGAAUGUCCGUCUUCUGCUACUUAAAAUGUGUGUAUGUUCACGGUGUUCCCAUUCAGUGCAGAGAAUUAUCAUGGCAAGGAUAACAAUUACUAGUGACUAAUGGUUCACUUUUAACUGACCACCAGAACGUUACCUAAAACGGUUCAGUGACUUUAGAAAAUAUCUUGAAGGUUUACGAUUGCGUCAAAUUGAGCCUUUACCUGGGACCUAAAUCAUCCGCUCUUAAGUUCUGCUUCACCCUUAGGGAUUACCUUCUAAGGUUUGGUCACACCAGCAAACUGAAACAGAUCUUAAUGUAAAUAAAGAAUUUAUACUAACAUUACUCAUCUGUGCAACAGUAUUUUAGAAAUAAAGUUCUGCCCUGUAUGUUCACUAGUAGCAAUAUGGUGUUUAGGGUGUUAUCCAGUCUCUCACGGGCGUGACUAGUUACAAGUGUUACGCUUCUGUUUGCAUACUUAAUAUCAAGCUUUCUUUGUACAAGAUAGCUAAUUUGCUUGGUUUUGGUUCUAAAAAUAAGCAAACCUCAGUUCUGUAGUAUCCACUGCUUUAGUUUUUCCUUUCACAUUCCAAAACUUAAGUCAUUCACACAUUCUCCAUUUCUCUUAGUAGCAGAAUCAUUUGUUAAAAUCUAAUUGUUAGCAAGGUUCAGCUUCUGUCAUCCUGAAGUAGCUGUCAUACUGGAUAGUCAUUCCCAAGGAACUAGCCUUUCUUUUCCUAAGUGUCUGUGUGUUCUAAAGCUUCUACUAUGUUUAUAUACAACUUAGAAAAGAUGUUACAUUAUUCAGAAUAGCAAGUCUUACUGAAGUACUUAUGUUUGUUUUCUUGAUAGGUUUUUUUUUAAGUUUAAAAGUAGUAAUUAAACCUAUAUUUUGUGAUUGUU